AUGAUUGAAAUUGAAAAAACGGACAGUAAAAGGGAAAGUUCACUCUAUUUAGCUCAUCAUCCGGUUAUUCGUGAAGAUAAGAAAACGACAAAACUGAGAAUUGUUUUCAAUGCUUCUCAAGCAGGCACUAAUGGAGUGGCACUAAACGAUGAACUUCUUGUUGGACCUUCAAUACAACCAGAUUUGCGACAUUUAGUUAUACAAUGGAGGUUGUCUAGAAUUUGUUUGACUGCAGACAUUAUUAAAAUGUAUCGUCAAAUUAAGGUUCAUGAGGAAGAUACCGACUUCCAAAGGUUAUUAUGGAUUGAUGCUGAAAGCCAAGAAGUCAAAGACUAUAAGCUUCUUCGAGUCACAUUUGGCACAGCAUCGGCUCCAUUUUUGGCUGUACGGACUCUCCAGCAAAUAGCAAUAGACGAAGGUCAUAAGUAUUCGUUGGCUGCUGAAAAGGUUCGUUCAAAUUUCUAUAUGGACGAUUUGAUGUGUGGAUGUGAAACAGUAACUGAAGGAAUAGAAAUUUAUAAGCAGAUGAAAGGAUUGCUAAAAGAAGGUGGAUUUGAAUUGCAGAAGUGGGCAAGUAACAAUGAAGAACUGAUGGAAAUUAUAAGAAAGGGCGAGAAAGAUAAUGAUGAACUAAGGCAAGAAACGAAAGAAGAGAAGAAUAUUAAAAUGGAUGAAGUCAUAAAGAUUCUUGGGCUAACAUGGGAAAGAAGUACUGAUAAUUUUAGAUACAAAGUAAAUCUUUUAGAACAACAGUCACCUAUUACUAAAAGGAAAAUUGUCGCUGAUAUAUCACGUUUGUUCGAUCCACUUGGUUGGAUAGCACCGUGUAUCAUAGUUGCAAAAAUUAUGAUACAGAGGCUCUGGGUUGCAGGUAUUGCCUGGGAUGAUGAAGCACCUGAAGAACUACUUAAAGAGUGGUGUCAGUUUCGAGAAGAACUUUGUAAACUGCAUGAUUUUCGGAUACCGAGAUGGCUAAGAACUAGUUUAGGUGAUGUCCAAACAGAAUUACAUGGGUUUUGUGAUGCCUCUAAAAUGGCAUACGCAGCAGUUGUCUAUAUAAGAAGGGUUGAUUCUGAUGGUAAUGUGCAUGUGGCUUUAGUUGCAGCGAAAUCUAAAGUAGCGCCCAUAAAACAAGUUUCGAUUCCGAGGUUAGAGCUUUGUGGUGCUGUUGAAUUGACACGGUUGAUGUUAGAUGUGGCCAAAGUCAUGAAGAUAGAAGUUAGUAAGCUGCAUGCAUGGACCGACUCUACUAUCGUGUUGGCGUGGUUGAACAGCUUGCCUAAUCGAUGGAAGGUAUUUGUAGCCAAUAGGGUUUCAGAAAUAUUAACUUCCCUGAACCCGAGUCAAUGGUCACAUGUCAGCACUGAUAACAACCCUGCGGAUUGCGCAUCACGGGGAAUAACCCCUUCAGAAUUAAUCGGUAAGGAUCUGUGGUUGAAUGGUCCAAGCUUUCUAUUAGAUAAAAACAUUAAAUAUGAAAAACCAGUAGGAAUAAAGACAAAUUUAGAAGCUAUCAAUGUUCAUUUUAUAAAGGAAGAGGAAGAAAUUUGGGACAGAUUCUCGUCUUUAAAAAGAAUGAUUAGAGUGGUAGCGUACUGUAGGCGGUUCUUACAAAUGAAAAAACCUAAAAUAGAAAGAUACAGAGGUUAUUUGAAAACUGAAGAGUUAAAAAAUGCACUAGAAGUAUGUAUUCGUAAGGAUCAAAGGAAAUAUUUCGGCGAAGAGAUAAAAAGCAUAAAAAGAGGCGAAAAUAUUAGAAAGAACAGUAUGUUAAAAUUUUUAAAUCCUAUGUUAGAUGAAAUGAAAAUAUUGAGAGUUGGAGGAAGAUUAGAUAGUUCGGAUUUGGAACAGUAUAGGAAACAUCCUAUAGUGAUGGCUAAUAAAUCAAAAUUGAGUCAAUCGAUUAUUGCUGAUGCACAUACACAAACUUUACAUGGAGGUCCGCAACUGACCAUAAACUACAUUCUAAACAAAUAUUUUAUAUUAGGAGUCAAAAGGUUAGUAAAGGCUUAUGUAAGAAAAUGUGUGGUUUGUGUUAAGAACAUCGGACACACUCAAAACCAAUUAAUGGGCCAGUUGCCCUCUGUAAGAGUUACCCCUGCACGUCCAUUUUUACGUAGUGGAGUUGAUUUCGCAGGUCCUAUACAAAUGCGCACAGCAAGAGGUCGUGGACAUAAGUCGUACAAAGGGUACAUUUGUUUGUUUGUUUGCAUGUGUACAAAGGCUGUGCACCUUGAGGCAGUAAGUGAUCUUACAGCACAAGGAUUUCUUCAGGCAUUUAAGCGAUUCGUGGCCAGAAGAGGGCGCUGUGAAGACGUUUGGAGCGACAACGGGACAAAUUUUGUUGGGGCUUCAGCGGAGAUCAAGAAAUUAUUUUUUCAUGAAAAGGCAGGUAUGCUGCCCGAGAUCGCAGAGAUGUUGGCAAAUAAUAAUACAACUUGGCAUUUUAUACCGCCACAUGCUCCCAAUUUUGGUGGUUUAUGGGAAGCUGCAAUCAAAUCAGCUAAAAUGCAUCUGAAACGCGUUAUCAGCACCUCUACUUUAACUUAUGAGGAAAUGUCAACGGUUUUGGCACAGAUAGAAGCAUGCCUUAACUCAAGACCCCUAUCGAGAUUAGAUACAGACCAGGGAAAUGUGGAUAUCUUAACACCGGGACAUUUUUUAGUAGGUGAACCUCUAAUUAAUGCUCCAGAUCAUAAUUAUGAGACAUCCAAUAUAAGCUCUCUUAGGCGAUGGCAGUAUACUCAACGUAUGAGUCAAGAAUUUUGGCGCAAAUGGUCUAGGGAAUAUUUGAACCAGUUUUUUCAUAGGUACCGAUGGUCAACCCAAACAACACAGCCUAAAAUCGGGGAUAUUGUUUUAAUUAAGGAAGACGGUCUCCCCCCAUGUCGUUGGCUCUAUGGUCAAAUAGUCAAAGAACAUCCAGAAAAUCCAUUCCGUCCAUACAGGUUCACCACCACUGCAGCCAGCUCCGAACAUCAGAUACGAAAAACAAAAUGCGGCGCGGACACGGCGCGUAGCACGCCUUGCACGCCCGAACCUGCGGCAUAG
This is a messenger RNA of Melitaea cinxia (Glanville fritillary), 3051 nucleotides long. RefSeq lists its product as uncharacterized. NCBI's taxonomy places the organism in Eukaryota, Metazoa, Arthropoda, Insecta, Lepidoptera, Nymphalidae. Gene Ontology annotation, biological process: DNA integration. The transcript has 2 exons. Gene Ontology annotation, molecular function: nucleic acid binding. The coding region runs from base 1 to 3051 and encodes 1016 amino acids. The record is from RefSeq and is a predicted model, not a curated record.